Phoenix dactylifera (date palm) is the source of this 1067-nucleotide messenger RNA. RefSeq lists its product as uncharacterized. NCBI's taxonomy places the organism in Eukaryota, Viridiplantae, Streptophyta, Magnoliopsida, Arecales, Arecaceae. The record is from RefSeq and is a predicted model, not a curated record.
UCGGGCGACGGUUCGCCAGGAUGUAUCUUAUGACGGUUCGCCUGGAUAAACAUUAUCUUUACCCCUUUCCUUCUUUCCCUCUCCUUGUCCUUCUCGAUUUCGGUUUCCUCGUGUAUCGCGGAUUCUUCAUCUUGGUUCCUCUCAGAAAGCAAGGAUGGAAAGUCCACAGGGACAGGAGAGCAGGGCACUCUGCGGCGAUGCGCCGAGUUUUAAAUUUGUUCCUAAUGGCGGAAUCCGGAAAUCCAUAUUGGUAUCAAGGUCAGAGCAGCGGGAGUGCUGUCUCAAGUACUAGCUAUGGCGUUCCGGGGGUUUCGAUGAACUGCGCUUGGCGUUCGGCAUUGAUGCGCAACCCAGGGGCGACGCAGUGGUCGAAGGAGGAACAAACAACCCUCGAAAGAGGUCUCGUUGAAUAUACUGGAUAUCCGGUCUUUCUUCGCAACUUAAAUAUCUCUGUAGACUUGCCGACUAAAACUGUCCGAGAGGUGGCACUCCGACUUCAAUGGAUGGAAAAGAGAUCUGGAAUGCGCAUGAAGGACCAGGGAAGUAUACAAAUUCCUUCAACAGAAAAGAUGGAUAUUAUGGAAGAACUUUCCUUGGAUGAAACUGUACUUCCAGGGAAAGAACUUGUAGAAAACGAACAGAUCUUUGCUCAAGUUUCUUCAAAUCUUGCAUCUUUCCAGAUUCAUGAAAACGUUAAUCUCUUGGCCAUUGCUUGGGACAACGUCAACAAAAUUCGGGACUGGUCAACCAAAAUGGACAAAGUAAUGGGGCGGAUGCCGCCCAUGCCAGCGAUGAUAGAUGAGAACUUGCUCAAGUUUAUUCUUAGAAAGUGACCUCUUAUGGUUGGCGUGCUCGGCAUCAGAUGCAAGAACUUCUUGUUUUUUAAAAGUUCCAUAUUAUGGAGCAGUUAGUCAUGUUAAUUGAGCUCGACUUAAAGUGAUUUACUUGUUUCCUUCGUCACUUUCAGCUACCAUCCAUGUCUUGAUUGAUUGGACGGACAUUCAAAAUUUAUUUUCUGGAUAUGAUUAAUGAUCAACAGCAAGGAUCUCGAUAUCGAAUUUUGCGAA